UCUGUAGUAAUAAGACCGUAUGGUGUAAAAUCACUGUAAAAUCCACGUUCCCCGACAUUUAUAUACACGAGGAAUUACAAAAGAUUUGGUUAUAGCUUAAAAACUGUUUCAGUUUUUCAACAAGCAGAAAUAAAUCGUUGCUUGGCAAGAAUAGUUGCGUCGUCUGCCGAUAUGACAAAGUUGAUAUCACUGUGAUAUUGAGUGUAAUCAGAAAUAUACUUCCGGUUGGGAAGGCGGUGAUUGCUUGAAUGUCUGUUUACUGCGUACAAAUCUUAAGUGUUCCGAGAUAAUUAGUAGCAAGAUUUGCCCUGCUAUUUGAUGUUUAUUGUUUCUAUAGGAGCAGUUUUUGCUGUCAUUUAGGUUACACUAUAGUAGUACAAUGAGUGCUAUAAAUUUUACAUCGCCGAAACCAGUACUGCGUGAUAACCGAAAGAAUUUUGAUUGGAUGUCACUGAUGGACAGUGACAGUGUUUGCUCCCAAGAGAAUUUUGCGGCGAAUUUGGUGUACGAGUUUCUCCGUAGCUACGAAUUCAAGGAAACCCUGACCAGCUUCGUAGAAGAAUGUAACAAUAUGGGUUUUGUGCUCAAUGAACCGACUACACUGAAAGAAAAAAUACAGAGGCAGGAUGUUUGUAAGAUCCAGAAAGUUUUCCUCGAAAACUCCGAUAUGGAAUUUUUCAAUAAGGAAUCUGAGAAAAUGGAAGAUCCUUCUAACACAAAUUUUUGUAAUGAGAACUCUGGACUUAAAGGAAUUGCUGUGGGGCAUGAAAAUAAUUGCAGUGAUGCCAGAGUAGAAGACAAAAGUGAAAAUGAAAUAAAUAAGAGUCACAAUGUGAAAGAGAAUUUUAUGUCUUUGGAGAACACAGAUACAAUAACGGAAUGUGGUGAUCAGAUGGAGCGCCGGCUUACAAAUGAAAUUAAAGAUAUGGAUGUUAAAAGUGACAGUUCUGUUGUGGCUAAAAAAGGGGAGUUUUGUAACCUGGAACUAAUCUCUGACAAUUGCUAUGAAAAUGAAAGUGUUAGCAGUGAAUCUGAGAUGAACAGUUACAAUGGGCAAAGUGGAAUGACUGCCUUAAAAAACUUUUUGGAAACCGAAGGAUGUGAAUUUAGUGGUGAAACAGAAUUUCUUCGAUUCUAUGCACUUCCAUAUGUUAAUGAUCCAAAGUCUCAUCCAUCAUUCCAGAAUCUAUUUACAGAUACAUGGAUUUCAGACCUAAGAGCCAAACUCAAUCAGUUCCUGUUUGAACAUAGCUGUGGACCAAGUGUUGCACCACAGUUAUUACAAGUAUGCAAUGUAUUCCACAACCACAAGGAAAACAGCAGAGGAACCACACAGUCUGUGCUACUUUCCAAAUACCAAAAGUUGCGGCGAAACUAUAACAGCUUGCGAUCAGAUCAUCAUAAUCUAAUUGGUUUGGAGCAACUUUUUAUAUUCCUGUUUAAAUGUAGUGUUUUAAGGAAAAACACACUGUGGCUUUGUUGCACAUUCUAUUGUGAUUGGAUUUAUUGGUACCUGAUAAAGGACAGUUUGUGGGGUCAUGAAGUACUGGUGUCUGGACCUACUGUAGUUAAUUAUACAGAGACUUACAUUUGGCUUGGCCAUGAACAACCAAUCAACACAAAUUUGGAGGACUGUGAAAGGUACAUAGUUGAGGCUAACACCAUCUUGGCAGCUAGUGCAAAACCAGUGAAAGUCAGUGGGUACAAGCUGUGGCUUGUUAUUGGUGACAAGAGCCCGUGGGGCUCCUUCAAUAGAAAAAAUGGUGGUCAGUCUGUUACUGGUGUGGCAGCUGAACUAACAGAUGCUUUGGAAAAAUCUGUGACUGGACAAGAGGUUGACUUAGAAAUGACAUUAACAAACUGCACAAAAAUAUAUCCAGAACUUUUCAAGAAUGAUUUGAAAAUUAGAAAUCAUCCAUAUUUGGAACCUGCACUUGGAGAAAUACAUAGACCUUUAGUUUCCCAAGGAAAAGAAAUUUCUUUGUCAAAUAUUAUGACACAUUUUGAACUUGACUUCAAAAAAAUAAAACACCAUUUGACUUCGGGAAGUGUUAAAACCAAACUGCUGCUUUUACAAGCCCUUCGUUGGCGUAUCACACAAAAUUCUCUUGAGGAACGUGAAGCAGCACUGGGAGCAUAUUCUCGACAUGAUGUUCUCUCUUUGCGACUGAAUCGGUGUCAGCUACUGGCAACACAGCUUAUACCGACAGACGUAGCUACACCACAUCCACUUCAGCAGGCAGCUGCAAGAUUACUAAAUACUUUGGCAUCACUUCAUACAGGAAGGGAUUAUCUCUGUUCAGCUGGACGCCCUCUUAUUGAUACUGUGAUUGAAUGUAUCUCGGGUCACAAUCCAGCAGUUAAUGUUGAUACUGUCACAACAGACAUGCUGCUAGCUGCAUUGCAAAAGCUGUCACUCAGACGAGAACAAAGAAUAUUCAUGAUUGAUGGGGGUCUAGUGGAGUGGCUGGUGCAAAGACUGGAAGCAACUCAGCAUACACAAAUGCGAUCCUAUGCUCUUGAGUAUACCAUGGCGCUGUUCAUGAAUCUGUGCCUUCACCGACAAGCCAGAGAGCGUUGUGUGCCAUUUGCAAGGCCAUUGGUUGAAAUACUUGCAUCCUAUCUUGGCAAUAGCUUGCUUAAGCCUACACCCUACGUGACUGGGACACUAUACAGUUUACUGGCAAACCAUCAGAUUAACCAAGAAGCCAAGAGAAGUGGACUUUGUGACAUUUUGGAGCAUUUACAGAAGCAAAGCACAGGAGAAGUGCAACAUCAGUUGGAAUGCCUUCUCAAACGUCACAAGGCCCUCCUGCCUGACCAAUAUACAUCUAGUGAAGAGGAGAUCACCGAUGAUGACACAGUAGAGCUUGACUUGUUAGAAGAUGAACUUGAUGCAGAUGAUCCAGUGACAAACAUUCAUGGUGAACUAUGUGGUGAAGCUCUUUUGUAUCAACAAUAUCGUCAACCAUUCCCUCGUCAUGGUUUGGUUUUGCCAUCGAAUACAUUACCUCAUGCAGGAGAACCUGUUUUCCGUGCUACCACACCCCAGCUGCAGCGGUCACAGGCACUCGGUCAUCCAUCAAAUGCGCUGAUAUUAGAGAACAUUGACUCAGCAACUGAUGGGGAAAGCACAAAGGAAGUUGUCACAUUUAAUGACAUACUGUCUGGUCCUCUUCAGAUGGCUGUACUUGGCUCAGAAGUGGCACAUUCAGCAGUACAAGGAACAACAGCAGCAGAAGAUUGUUCAUCUGUCUGUGAAGAACGGGAAAAUGAAUUUACAAAAGCUUUCACGUCCCGUCCACGUAUACCUCGGACACCGUCAACAGGGAAACCUUCUUAAACAGAAUUACUUUCCAUGCUAAAGGAGGACUGUUAUCAGAUCAGGAAUCAGCAGAUGUAACUGUUUUUAUCUGAUUAGUUUCUGAAAUAUUUCUGUGCAUUUUAAAAGUUUACCACUGAAAUUUUGAAAUUCAGGAAUGUAAUGUAUCUUUUAUAU
This is a messenger RNA of Schistocerca serialis cubense, 3499 nucleotides long. RefSeq names its product lisH domain-containing protein ARMC9-like. The record is from RefSeq and is a predicted model, not a curated record. Lineage: Eukaryota; Metazoa; Arthropoda; Insecta; Orthoptera; Acrididae. Bases 380 to 3343 code for a protein of 987 amino acids. Gene Ontology annotation, molecular function: protein binding. The transcript has 18 exons. Gene Ontology annotation, cellular component: ciliary basal body; centriole; ciliary tip. Gene Ontology annotation, biological process: cilium assembly.